ACCUUAUUUUCCGUGGCAACAGAGGUGCCGCCAUUGCGUUCGUUUUGUCAUCUUACUUCCGGCUGAGAAGGAACUACUUAAGCUAGUGACUAGAUAACAGAACGUUAAUAUGUCAAGUGUUAUAUGCUCAGUUAGGGGCUGCCAUAACAAUUGGAUUAAGAGAAGAGAACAAUUGCACCAACUUUGUUUCGAACACGAUGUGAAGCGGUUGGAGUGUUGUGGGGCACUUUACAAUUUACACCCACCACUUAAAGAAGAGGAGCACCUGAGGCAAUGGCUGAAGGUGCUAAAUUUGAAGCACCCACCAAAGCGCCCUUACGUGUGUUCGUACCAUUUUAUGGACGGGAGGCCGAAUGACGAACACCCUUACCCCAAGAAAUGGCUCGGUUACGAUGUCCCGGUAAAGAAGUCACGCCGGGUGCUGAAAAGAUUGUCAGAAUCAGAUGUAUCGAUGACCACCAGUGAUGCAGUGGACAACUGUGAGGGUGAUCACAUCCACAUGACCCUGAACUGUGAUGCAGAAACACAAUGGGAGGAUCCAUCUGUCUCUGAUCACAACUACAGUACAAAAUCACAACUCAGCCUGAAGCCACCUACAUCUGAUAUGGGAACACAAUGCACUGAGUCGGUGCCAUUGUACAUAACUCUGCUGAAAAAAAACAACCUUUGUCAGCUCUACACAGGGUUGACAUUGGAUGCAUUUCAUUCAGUUGCCGAGCACCUUACCAGGUCCAGUUCAUACACCAACAGCUUCCAGCUACACACUUGCGAUCAGGUCCUGAUGACUCUGAUGAAGCUACAACUUAAUUUAUUGCAGGGUGAUCUUGCUGAAAGGUUUGGUGUUUCUCAGUCCAUUGUAAGCAAGAUUAUUUCAUGUUGGAUUGACAUCAUGGAGGAGAACAUGAGGGAUCACAUACCAUGGCUUCCCAGGGAGACAAUCCAGUCAACAAAGCCUCAGUGUUUCAGAGAACAAUUCCCAAAUACAACAUGUGUGAUCGACUGUUCAGAGACACCCCUUCAAAAGCCACGCAACCUUGACUCAAGAGGCGAGUCCUACAGCCAUUACUACGGCCAGAACACCAUCAAAUAUCUGGUCUCUAUUGCACCAUGUGGACUGAUCAUGUUCAUCUCACCAGCGUAUGGAGGAAGGUGCAGUGACAAAUUCAUAACUGCAAAUUCAGGGUUCCUGGAAUACCUUCGUCCAGGUGAUGAAGUAAUGGCAGACAGAGGCUUCACCAUUACCGAUCUCCUGUAUGAAAGGAAGGUGAAACUCGUCAUUCCAGCAUUCACCAAGAGAGGCAUGCAACUCUCUGAAGAAGACACCACCAACACUAGGCGCAUUGCCAAUGUACGUGUCCAUGUUGAGCGGGUCAUAUGCCGACUGAAAAACUUCAAAAUCCUUUCUCAAACAGUUCCAAUUAACCUCACCCCUAAAAUUUAUAAAAUUUUGAGAAUUUGUGCAGCCCUGUGUAACCUUCGCAGCGACAUAAUUUCUGAUGUAGCAGAUGAAUGUGUUGAUUUGUAGGUGCAUUCCACAACUGUCGAUACAUUUUGCUGUGGUUUUUUUAACUAAUUAAUCAGUGUAAAUAGUGUAAGUAGUUAUUUUUAUAAACCUUUGCAAUGUUACCAGAAGUUACCUGCCGUAAGUUAUUUUUUAUAAACCUUUACAAUGUUACCAGAAGUUACCUGCUGUAAGAUAUUUUUAUAAACCUUUACAAUGUUACCAGAAGUUACCUGCCGUAAGUUAUUUUUUAUAAACCUUUCCAAUGUUACCAGAAGUUACCUGCCGUAAGUUAUUUUUUAUAAACCUUUACAAUGUUA
This is a messenger RNA of Cyprinus carpio (common carp), 1821 nucleotides long. RefSeq lists its product as uncharacterized. NCBI's taxonomy places the organism in Eukaryota, Metazoa, Chordata, Actinopteri, Cypriniformes, Cyprinidae. The record is from RefSeq and is a predicted model, not a curated record.